Messenger RNA from Capronia epimyces CBS 606.96, 2016 nucleotides. RefSeq lists its product as uncharacterized. Gene Ontology annotation, cellular component: MBF transcription complex; SBF transcription complex. Gene Ontology annotation, molecular function: protein binding; transcription regulator activity; DNA binding. The record is from RefSeq and is a predicted model, not a curated record. NCBI's taxonomy places the organism in Eukaryota, Fungi, Ascomycota, Eurotiomycetes, Chaetothyriales, Herpotrichiellaceae. The coding region runs from base 1 to 2016 and encodes 671 amino acids. The transcript is spliced from 3 exons.
AUGGCUCCUCACGACAAAGAAAUCUACUCAGCGACGUAUAGCAAUGUGCCCGUAUAUGAGCUCAAGAUCGGCAGUGACCAUAUCAUGCGACGACGCUCCGAUGAUUGGGUCAAUGCGACGCAUAUCUUGAAAGUCGCAGGAUUCGACAAACCAGCUAGAACAAGAAUCUUGGAGCGGGAGGUUCAAAAGGGGGUUCAUGAAAAGAUCCAAGGCGGUUACGGCAAAUACCAGGGCACAUGGAUUCCUCUGACAGAGGGUCGCAUGCUCGCGGAGAAACAUGGGGUUGUUGCUCGCAUUUCCAACAUUUUCGAUUUUGUCCCUGGCGAUCGAAGCCCACCUCCAGCCCCGAAGCACACGACUGCUGCUUCCAACCGCACAAAACAAGCCAAACAACCUGCCCAUCCCAAGAAGACGGCCCCGGCUCCGGCUCCGGCUCCCCCCCAGCCUGUGCAAGCUUACCAGCCCGCUGAAAGCUACUACGAAAGCGCCAGUGUGCAAUACAACGGGACCGAAAGCCGAGAUGGAUCGCCCGAGACUGCGUCUUUCAUGGCAGAGGAUGAUUUUCUUCCCCUUUCCCAGAACUCGACCGCAUCUAGGAAGCGCAAGCGCGAGCUCGAAGAACAAAUUGCCACGGCGUCAGAUCUCGAACACACCAUGUAUGGCGAUGAGUUGCUCGAUUACUUUGUGACCGCCGGCGACGAUCCAGCUGCAUCCAACAUCUUGCCUCCACAACCUCCUGCCCAGUUCGAUGUCGAUCGGCCCAUUGACAACCUAGGAAAUAAUGCUCUACACUGGGCCUGCGCUAUGGGCGACGUGCGUGUUGUUCGCGACCUUAUUGCUCGUGGCGCCAAUGCUGCUGCUCCCAAUCAAUCUUCCGGGGAAACUCCAUUGAUCCGUGCCGUUCUAUUUACCAACAACUACGACAAGCGGACUUUUCCCAAGAUUGUCCACUCCCUGGCAGGAACAAUUGUGGAGCGGGACUGGCAUGGAGCCACAGUUUUCCAUCAUAUUGCAGAAACAGCGCGAUCGAGGAGUAAAUGGAGUUGUGCUCGUUACUAUUGCGAGGUGUUGAUCAACAAGAUGCAAGAGAUGGGGUCCAACUACGUUCAGGCUCUUCUCACCUCGGUCGAUGCUUCUCAUGAUACCGCCGCCUUAUGUGCUAUCCGCAAUGGCUGUGUCAAAGUGGCAACAUUUCUUCUCAACCAUUGUCCAGAAGCCGGAGACAUUCAGAACCUGAAAGGGGAAACUGCGAAUGAAUAUCUCAGAGCUCUCCGAGAGAAGAAGGAAAGUCUUCAGCAGCCUGGAUCUUCUCCUCCACGUGCCGGGGAGUCAUUUGCCGCCAAGCAGCUUCGCCGCAAGCGUCAGAAAGACGCCGUGUCCCGCGCCGGAUCUAUCGUGCUCACCAAGAUUGGAACUCUUCUGGACGAAGGGAGCAUGAAGCUGGCCGAAAUGUAUGACUCACAGAUGAAGGAAAAGGAAAUUGAGAUCAAGGAAGCCAAACAGGCGCUGUCGACCUUGGAAACUCAGAGACACAAGGUUCGACAGGAGACGUUCUUUCUCAUGGCCAAGGCCGAAGACGCAUCCCGAAUCCCAGCGUUGCGACAGGAAUAUCAGAAGUAUCUGAGUGAGAUGGAAUCGUUGUUGGAACAUAAAGAACACAACAAACUCCAGAACGAGGUGUUUCAGCAAGAUCAACAGGCGAACCCGCAUGCAUUCCGCUAUGCAAAUCCUCAGCCACUGUCUCCAGAUGAGAUCCGUGCCUCACUGCCCUGGGCUGUUGAACUGAAUGAUCAACAGGCGAAGCGAAGAUACUGGGUGACAGAAAUGGCAAAGCUGCUGGCCGAAGCUGGUACGAGUGAGAAAGUUGGGAAGCACAGAAAGCUGGUGGCUCUGGCAACCGGAUUGAAGGAAGAAGAGUUGGACAGCAUGUCUGAGGAAUUGUUACAGAGCUUAAAGGCCAGUCAAGGGAAUGGCGCCCAGACUCCUCCACACUUGAUGUCCGGAAUCCAGGCAUAG